AUGAGAAAGGGCGCCUACCGCGGCCGCAAGAACGCACUAGUGAGCCUUCACGGGGUGCUCCACAGCGCGAACAACAUUGGGGAAGCGGUGUCCGCCAGUGCCGUGAGUGUGCUCGCCAACCUCCUCUCCGACGACCAUCAGGACUUUGUGAACGGCUCGAUCGCUCUACUCGCGAGGAUUGCCGAGCAGCCGGCCAGCACAACGGCCAACCUUGCCCGCUCGGAGCUCGUCACGAGCCUCGUCAACUUCCUCGGCGCGUCGGCGUCUCGAUCGGGGAAGGACCACUGCAUGGCGCUGAUGGCCUCGAUGUGCCGGCACAGAGAGCGUCCUGUGAUCGGCUGCCACCUCUACGACUAUUGGCUCUCGUAUACCGUCUCCAUGAUAUGUUGA
Triticum dicoccoides is the source of this 390-nucleotide messenger RNA. RefSeq names its product U-box domain-containing protein 19-like. Lineage: Eukaryota; Viridiplantae; Streptophyta; Magnoliopsida; Poales; Poaceae. The record is from RefSeq and is a predicted model, not a curated record. The coding region runs from base 1 to 390 and encodes 129 amino acids. The transcript has a single exon.